AUGGUUAACGCCAUCAAAGGAAUCUUCAUCUCUUGUGAUGUUCCAAUGGGGCAGUUUAUUUCACAUUUGAACAGUUCGUUGCUUGCUCCAGAGAAGUUCAUAAUUCAAGUGCUGAAACCGGAUACUACUUGUAUGUUUGUGAAGCCACACGCUGAGGAGAUGAUCCAGAGCGAGAUCACCAAGUUCAGGGAUCAAAACUCUUUCGCUAAACAACAGUCUUAG
Molecule: messenger RNA, 222 nt
Organism: Microthlaspi erraticum
Lineage: Eukaryota; Viridiplantae; Streptophyta; Magnoliopsida; Brassicales; Brassicaceae
Source: the annotation of a GenBank genome assembly